AUGGCAACGACAGCUAUGGACUACGAAGACGCCAACGGCGACCGCUAUGAAGACGAAGCUCCUCGUUACGAGCGCGACAAUCGCAGCGCGUCACCGCGGCCGUCUCGCGACGACAAUGAUGGGUCACGUCGCCGCUCGGCCUCCCCUGGGGGCAACGGUGACAGUCGCAAGCCCUCGUCUGGGCCCAGGGAUGAAGACGACGAUGGUGCAGUCAACCCCGGCUCAAACUUGUUCGUAACCGGCAUUCACCCUCGUCUCAAUGAGUCCGAGAUCUCCAAGAUGUUCGAAAAGUAUGGCGACGUCGAAAAAUGCCAGAUCAUGCGUGAUCCCCACACCAAGGAAUCUCGCGGCUUCGGCUUUGUCAAGAUGGUUACACCCGAGCAGGCUGAAGCUGCUAGGGAAGGGCUCCAAGGUGAACAGAUUGAUGGCCGAACUCUUAGCAUCGAAAAGGCCCGUCGCGCGAAGCCUCGCACGCCUACGCCUGGAAAGUACUUCGGCCCCCCUAAGCGAGAUGGACCGCGUCCUCGCUUCGAUGACCGUCGCCGUGGUGGAGGUGGUGGCCAUGGCCGCGAUGACCCUUACCGCUAUCGAGGAUACGAGCGUCGUUAUGACGACCGCAGCUAUGAUCGUGGCUACGAUCGUGGUUACCGAGACGACCGCCGCUAUGACGACCGAGGCGGUUACGGCCGUGACUAUGACCGCCGCGACCGUGGUGAAGGCAGCUACGGUGGCGGCCGUGAGCGCUACGGAGGCGGCCGUGAAGACCGUGAUCGUUAUGGCGGAGACCGCGGCAGUGCACCUGGUGGAAGCUAUGCUGAACGCGACCGCUACGACCGCGGCUCCGAGCGAGCUCGCGAUCCUCCAGCCGGUGGCGCAAGCUAUAGCGAUGCCCCCGCACCUCGCGUCGAGCCGCGUGACUCCUACGGAGCCUCUGGCUAUUAA
Messenger RNA from Emericellopsis cladophorae, 942 nucleotides. Its product is annotated as transformer-SR ribonucleoprotein. The coding region runs from base 1 to 942 and encodes 313 amino acids. NCBI's taxonomy places the organism in Eukaryota, Fungi, Ascomycota, Sordariomycetes, Hypocreales, Bionectriaceae. The record is from RefSeq and is a predicted model, not a curated record. The transcript is spliced from 4 exons. Gene Ontology annotation, molecular function: RNA binding.